Messenger RNA from Amaranthus tricolor (Joseph's coat), 825 nucleotides. RefSeq names its product serine/threonine-protein phosphatase 7 long form homolog. The record is from RefSeq and is a predicted model, not a curated record. The transcript is spliced from 5 exons. Bases 1 to 825 code for a protein of 274 amino acids. NCBI's taxonomy places the organism in Eukaryota, Viridiplantae, Streptophyta, Magnoliopsida, Caryophyllales, Amaranthaceae. Gene Ontology annotation, biological process: meristem maintenance; meristem development.
AUGGCGAUGCCGGACCCAGUUGAUCCAUCAGUACUUACGUUUCAGGCGACACAUAGGAGCUUAGCUGCCUGGGAGGGCUCCACUACCCAGUUUAGAGCUCGAUCGAGCUCUUAUAACUUCAUUAGUGGAGAGGUGGAGGCCGGAGACUCAUACAUUCCACCUCACGGUUGGCGAGGCACGUUGCAAGAUGUGGCAGUUAUACUGGGACUGGCCAUUGAAGGACAAGCAGUGAUUGGUCAUGAAGAGGGACAUUGGCCAAAUUUAGUUCAUAAGCUACUAGGGGUUCGGCCAGAAAACCCUCAAGACCCCACAAAGCCGAAGAUCAUCACUGGAUCUUCGUUGAAGUUAACUUGGCUCAGAGAGCAUUUCAGCGUGCUAGAGGACGACGCGGAUGAUGUUACAGUCGAGAGGCAUGCGUGCGCGUACAUUUUGUACCUGUUUGGAUGCAUCAUGUUUCCAGACAAGAGCGGUGACUCGGUCCAGUUGAUGUAUCUCCCUCAGCUAGGAGAUUUAGAGUGGGUAGAUGAGUAUAGUUGGGGAAGUGCUACCCUUGCAUAUCUGUAUCGUAAUUUAUGUCGAGCAUCUCGUGAGGAUGCCAAGGACAUUGGAGGCUGCUUGUUGUUACAGAAAUGGUUUUGGGAGCAUAUUCAUAUAGGGAGGCCUAUAAUUCGGACGAUUCGACCCGCUGGGCAACAAGAUCAGGACGAUGAUGCAGAGGAUUAUGAACCGCUGGCUUCGCGUAUAUCUUUCGAGAUGACAUGGCAGCCUUACACAACGGCUAAGAUGGACGCUUUGCCACACAUACGUUAUUCCGCAUGCCGGUGA